AUGCCAGCCUUAUCCUCCAGGCAUGGAGGUGAUACAGGCCCCCGUAAGCUCCUGGACUCCCUGCUGCUGCUCGCCCACAGCCACGAGGAAGGCCUCUUUCUGCAGGAGCUGUUCAGGGAGCCGAGUCUCCACCUGCUCCUCAUACAAGACCUGCUCUCUUUUCAGAUCCAUGAGCGUCUGCAGAGGUUUGGAGAGCAGGGCCCCACCCCAGUGCAGCAUGGGUCCGAGACUUUGGCCAGAGACGUGGCAGACGAUCUGCGGUCCAGAACAGCAUCGGCGGAAACCGCAGAGCUGCUCGGCCUUUUGGACAACCCCCACAUCAAGAGCCUCCUCUUCACCCACGACGCGGUGGCAUGGAAGGGGUACGACCCGGUGCUGCCGCCGUUACCCGAGAACCUCAGUGGUGAACAGGACUCGGUGAAGAUCGUCCGGCUGGUCAAGAGCAAGGAGCCCCUCGGGGCCACAGUGAAGAGAGAUGAGCACACAGGGGCCAUUGUUGUGGCUCGCAUCAUGAAGGGAGGAGCUGCAGACAGGAGUGGCUUGAUUCAUGAAGGUGAUGAGCUCAGGGAAAUCAAUGGCAUUCCCAUGGAGAACAAGAGCCUGGAGGAAAUAAUUCCAAUACUGGCUCAGUCCAAAGGGACCAUAACAUUUAAAGUGAUACCAGGCAGCAAGGUGGAAAUGGAAACCAUCAAACCCAAGAUGUAUGUUAGGUCUCUGUUUGACUACAAUCCUAAUGAGGAUGCAGAAAUACCAUGCAAGGAGGCUGGGCUGACUUUUCGGAAAGGGGACGUCCUUCAGAUCUUGAGCCAGGAUGAUGCAUCUUGGUGGCAGGCUAAGCACUGCAGCCUUCCCAAUGCUCGGACAGGACUCAUACCUUCAAAGCACUUCCAAGAGAGCAGGAGGUUUGCAUUUCAGAGGCCUCCAGCUCUGCUGCCAACCCAGACCCUCCGAAGCCGCAGAUCAUGCACAGAGACAGGGACAUUCGCAGCUGAUAUUCCUCUUUCACCCUACAAAAACAGCUCAUCAGAACAGGAGGUGGAUUACGGGGCCAUCAGUGGCAUACACAUUGCUGGCCUGCGGAGGAGUUUCAGGCUCAGCAGCAGACACAGAAAGGCCUACAGAGCUGUGUGUGGGAACCGGUGGAGUGAAUGCUAUGAUGCGGAUGAGAUACUCACGUACGAGGAGGUCGUCCCCUACCGCAAGCCACCGUGGGUGCGCCCCAGGCUAUUUCUGCUGGUUGGACCUUCGGGGGUUGGUCUCAAUGAGCUGAAGAGGAAGCUGGUGAUCUCCGAUCCCCAGCGAUAUGGCGUGACCGUGCCCCACACAACCAGGCCCAAGAAGGUCCAGGAGAGUGAUGGCAUGGAGUAUACCUUCAUCCCAAAGCACCUGUUUCUCACUCAACUUGUAAACAACAAGUUCAUUGAACAUGGAGAAUAUGGUGGCCACUUCUAUGGAACCAGCCUGGCAGCUGUGCGCUCAGUCCUGGCCAAGGACAGGGUGUGUCUGCUGGACGUCCAACCACAGACGAUUGUACACUUGCGGACCCCAGAGUUCAAGCCCUUUGUGGUGUUUGUGAAGCCCCCUCCGAUGGAGCGUCUUCAAGUCACCAGGAGGAAGGCCAGGUUGCACUCCUGGCAAGAUGAGAAGGGACAGACAAAGAUGUUUUCGGAGGAAGACUUUGAGGAGAUGAUUGAGUCUGCCCAGGCUAUGGAGGCCGUAUAUGGGCACCUGUUUGACAAGGUGAUCGUGAAUGACGACCUUGUGGAGGCCUUCCACGAGCUGCAGGCUACGCUGAAGAAGCUGGAGACGGAGGAACAAUGGAUUCCUGCUGCCUGGAUGAUCUCCCGAAACAUGCAGUGA
Messenger RNA from Scleropages formosus (Asian bonytongue), 1860 nucleotides. RefSeq names its product MAGUK p55 subfamily member 7-like. The coding region runs from base 1 to 1860 and encodes 619 amino acids. The transcript has 18 exons. Gene Ontology annotation, molecular function: protein binding. The record is from RefSeq and is a predicted model, not a curated record. NCBI's taxonomy places the organism in Eukaryota, Metazoa, Chordata, Actinopteri, Osteoglossiformes, Osteoglossidae.